ACGACCACAGCCUUCCACAAUCUGAAGGUCAUUGAUCCAAUACUCUUCUACAAGUUACACCACCCUCUAGAAGAAAUUCAUGAAUAUGCCUUACAACACCACCGCAAUCCCUCCCCGUAAGGAGGUCACCGGCCAGACCCAGCUUCCUCUAUCACGAGUGAAGAAGAUCGUUGCCCAGGACCAGGACAUCGGAAUCUGUUCCAACAACGCCGCAUUCGUGAUCACCCUCGCUACCGAAAUGUUCAUCCAAUACCUAGCCGGCGAAGGCUUCAACAUGGCACGCACAGAGCGCAAGCCGCGCCGCAACAUCCAGUACAAAGACCUAGCCUCCGCCGUCGCCGCCAAGGAGAACCUCGAGUUCCUCGAGGACGUCGUGCCCAAAACCGUGCCUUUCAAGCGCAUCAAGGCCGAAGCAGCAGCGACCCGCGCCCAGCUGUCGAGCAACGCAUCCGCAGUCGACCGACCCGGCGAGACGCAGCGCGAGACAGCGAACGGAAGCGGUAGCGGUGGUGGUGGUGGAGCUGGGGGUAGCAGUAGUAAGAAGCAUAGACCUAGCACCAGCCGCUCGAGUCUGAAUGGGAGCUUUGUCGGCGCUAGUGGUGCAAGGAUCGUGAGUGAGGAUGAGGACACGGAGGUCGAUCCCGCGGAUCAGCUGCGUAAUGAGAUGCGCGAGGCUAGUCGUGGGGGACGUGAUGAGGAUGUUGAUAUGACCGGUUAGGGAAUCGGGUCUGUUCGGCAUUGGGGAAUGAAAUUCUAAUCCGUUUUAAGGGCAAGAGUUUGAUUCCUGGAAUGGAUACCUUUGUAGCACGAAUUCUGGCGUUGGGGGAGUCAUCGGGUCAAACAUGCACACACAUACGAUAAUUAAACACGCAUAGAUUCUUGCACGUGAGGGAUUAGUUAGGAUUGCCUGGUCCAUGGGUAUACCCGAAUCUUCAUUUUGUGGCUAAUGUCAUUAUUUGCCUGACCGCCACUACCACGAGCACCGUAAUCCAAUUUCUCUUUUAUGCACAAACACCA
Messenger RNA from Annulohypoxylon maeteangense, 1017 nucleotides. RefSeq names its product histone-fold-containing protein. Bases 80 to 718 code for a protein of 212 amino acids. Gene Ontology annotation, molecular function: protein heterodimerization activity. Lineage: Eukaryota; Fungi; Ascomycota; Sordariomycetes; Xylariales; Hypoxylaceae. The record is from RefSeq and is a predicted model, not a curated record. Gene Ontology annotation, cellular component: nucleus; CHRAC. The transcript has 3 exons.